AUUUUGAGAUUUUUAUUUAUGAACUUGGAAUUCAAAAGUUUAUUCAAUUUUUCUGAUGUUUUAAAUUUUGUGUUAAAUUGAAAAUAAUUUAAAAAAACAAAUCAAAAAUAUAAAAAUAUGGCAGGACAUAUUGUUAAAUGGUGGAAACAUAAAAUUCUUGGUGGAUAUCAUAAAUUUUCUGUUCUUCAAGAAUGUCCCACCGAUUCCGAAGAAUUAAUGUACCAUCAAGUGAGAGCACAAUCAUCAUGUAGUGCUCCACCAGAUUUAUUAUUAGUUAGCGAUAGAGAAAGUAAUCAUCAACAACAUUUAAAAUCCCCAAUAUCAAAUGGAACAUCACCAUCACCUAAACGUCUUGAAAAUGUACAAUUACAACAACCACAAAAUACUCAUAAUCAUCAUCAUCAACAUCAUAAUAAUAAUAAUAAAGAAAAUACAAAGAAAAUAAUUUCAUCAAAUAAUGAAAAUUCAAUAAUAACACCACCUUUAAAUGGAGGUGAUUAUCAAAAUAAUCAGAAUACUACACAAAAUCAUCGAUCUAAAAUUGUUAAUAGUUUAGGUGAAAAUCAAACUUGUGAAAAAUUAAAAGACAAAGUUAAGAAUUCUACUGAACAGGAAAUUCAUUUGGAGGAAUUUACUUGUGAUGUUUCUGUUGAAGGUGGAAAAUCUACUCAACCAAUACAAUUCUCAUUUACAUUCUAUGAUUUAGAUGGACAUCAUGGUAAAAUUACAAAAGAUGAUAUUGUUGGAAUUGUGUAUACAAUUUAUGAAUCAAUUGGAAAAUCAGUUGUUGUACCACAUUGUGGUAGUAAAACUAUAAAUGUUCGUUUAACUGUAUCACCAGAAAGUAAAUCAAAACAAAAUCAAAAUAAAAUUACAACAGAUAUUGUUACACAAAAUCAUCAUAGACAACAUCGUAUACGACCAAGAAAAUUAAUAAAAUCUGAUGAUGAAGAGGAAGAGAGUGGUAGCGAAAAAGAUGGAAAUACAAAAGUUCGUAAUCAUGUACAUCAAACACAUCAUUUUAAAAAAAAAUUAAGUGAACAUAAAAGAAAAUUAAGAGCGACAGAAUCUAAUAAAAAAGAUAAAGAAAAAGAAUGCUGUUUUGAAUUAAGUGAGAAAUUAAAUCAUUUAAAAAUUGAAGCACAAGGUAGUGGCAGUACUAGUGGUAUCGGUAAUAAUAAUUCAGUUCAAAUAAAACAAGAUAAGGAAACAAUUGACUCAAGUAAUUGUAAUAAUUUAAUAAACAUUGAUUGUAAUGAUAAGGAAGAAGAGGAAACAUCAAAAGAAAGUGAUGACGGUGAUUUAUUACAAAAUAAUUUGGCUAUUCAAAAAUGUGUUAAACAUAGAAUAAAAUCAGGUCGACGAAUAAAAAAAGAAAAGCAUUCCGAACAUCAUAAUUCUGAAAUGCGUCGAAGAAGUUUAUCUGUUGGAAAUGAAUGUAACUGGAGAAAAAGACAAGAUUUAAAACCUUCUCGUUUAACUUCUGGUAUAAAUGGAACAAAUUUCGAUAAUGGAAACAAUAUUGGCCAGGAUGUAGUUGAUGGUGAUUGCCGUGUAGAAUUUCGAAAUAAUGGACUAAAACGUAAUGAAUUAAUUGAUAUUAUAAGAGAGAGUAUGGAAAAAAAUCGCUUGUGUUUCCAAUCGAGCGGAAAACCUCAAGCAAGUGUUAGUCCAAUGCGACAUCAUCAAUACCAUCGUCAAAGAUCUAAUACUGUUUCUAAGAUACCUACCGCGGUAAAUAAUCAUAUUUAUGAUGUAGCUGGUGAAAAAACACAAUCCUUACUUGGUGGUAGUCCUUCAGUAGCUAAUAAUAAUAAUCAUUCCUCAAAACAUCAUUACCAACAGCAUCAAAUUUAUAGCAGUCCUCAAAUGUUGUAUCAUCAACCAACAUCAACAUCUUUCCAACAUUCACCGGGAUCAAUCACAAAUUCGCCAUUGAAUGGUAGUAAUAAUAGUGGACCGCACAUUCCAAUUUAUCAUCAACAAUUAGCUAUUAAUCCUGCUAUAUUAUCUGCUGUGCAAAAUAAUAUACAAGCAAAUUUAGAAAAAACAUCGCACACAAAACAAAAUUUAUGCGGUUAUGAUUCAUUUUUACAUGCGAAAAUGUGUAGUAAUAGCACAAACAAUGGAAAAGGCUCCGGAAAUACACAAAACUCACCUAAUCAUUUUCAUGUUCCUAAUAAUCUUCAUCAUAGUAAUAUUAUAAAACCACUAAAAUCAUCACGACAAUUAAUGAAAUUAUCAAGUCCUUAUUUUAAUGAACAACAACAAAUUUCUUUAAUAAAUCUCAAACAUAAAAACUCAUCGAACGUUCAAGAAUCUCAUUUACAAAAUAUACAAGGUUAUCAACGUUUAUAUGGCUCAAAUCAAAGUAAUGCCACUACAACUACUACUACAACAGCAACAACAGCUAAAAAAUUAAAUACUGCUUUAUUAAAUAUUAUAAGUCCACAACUAACUGCUGAAGAGAAAUUAUGUCGUACUAUUGAUCAUGUUGAAAAGUGGUUAAACGAGCACGGUGCCAGUAUUACUAAUAUUUCUGAUGAUAAGUAUAGUAAGAAAGAUGUUAAAAAUUAUGAUAAUUUAUUAUAUGUUAAACUAAAUGAAAAAUUUGCUCAACAACAAGAGCAACAGAAAUCACAGCAAACAAAUUCAAAUAAUACAGUGUCAGACAAUACAAAAGGAAAUUUAAAUAAUAACAUUGGAGAUAAUAAUAAGGAAAAUAUAAAAAAGAUUUAUCAUUAUCAUCAAAAAUUAUUACAACAGCAACGUAAUAGUACAACUUCAUCCACAUCAAAUAAAUCUAACAGCAGAAGUAAAUAUAUCACUGUCGCAACACCAACCGCGUCAAAAGUUAAUCAACAUCAGCAAUCACAAACAUUUCAACAAACUGCAAUCGACCCAAUUGAAUGUGAAAAUCUUUUAAAUACGGCAACAUCAGAUGAAGAAGAAGUUGAAGCAAAUUGUAUUUCCGCUGCAACAACGCCAGUAUCACCAGUUUUAACACCGAAUUCUCCAAGUCAAGAAACUCAAGUUGGAAACGAUGGAACUCCAAUUAUUGUUGAAGCUGGCAAUUGUAAUCAAAAUGAAAAUGUUAAUAAUGACCAUACCGCAGCUCCAACAGGUACAUCAAUAACAGGGGAUAAUAGUUGUAAUAAUAGUUCAAAUUCAUUAUCAAUGAUUCAUAGAUACGUUCACGAACAUAUUCAUCAUCACUAUCAUCAUUUUGAAAACAAAGAAGACUGACCUUUCUAAUUCUAAUCUUAAAUAAAAAAAAAUAAAUUAUUAAAAGAAAGGUUUUUACUAAGUUACAAAACAAUAAUAGAUACAUAAUAUUAUAUUCAAGAAAUAUUAUUUUGUCAGAAAAAAUUUUAAGAUAUAAAACUUUUUUAUAUUAUUCCUAACAAAAAUAAAAAAAUAUAACUA
This is a messenger RNA of Condylostylus longicornis, 3426 nucleotides long. It is a transcript of the gene nkd, whose product is annotated as protein naked cuticle. The transcript is spliced from 5 exons. Gene Ontology annotation, biological process: negative regulation of Wnt signaling pathway. NCBI's taxonomy places the organism in Eukaryota, Metazoa, Arthropoda, Insecta, Diptera, Dolichopodidae. Gene Ontology annotation, cellular component: cytoplasm. The coding region runs from base 118 to 3246 and encodes 1042 amino acids. The record is from RefSeq and is a predicted model, not a curated record.